AUAGAGGAGAUUGUAAGUACAGUUAAAUUGCAGAGAAACGUUAAAAAUAAAUAUUCAACUAAACAAAAGCUUUUGUUUGUAUAUAUGAACAGACUUAAACUUUUUAAUGUUGCGAAGGCUGACUCUGUAGUUAGCGGUAUUGUCGAAUGA
Mycotypha africana is the source of this 150-nucleotide messenger RNA. RefSeq lists its product as uncharacterized. Lineage: Eukaryota; Fungi; Mucoromycota; Mucoromycetes; Mucorales; Mycotyphaceae. The record is from RefSeq and is a predicted model, not a curated record. The annotation marks the transcript as partial. The transcript has a single exon.